AUGACGUCGACACUUCCAUUAACAACAUCCUCCUAUACUUCGCCCCCUCUCGUAAAUGCCAUGUCUACAAUCCACCCCUUGCCAUCGCCGCCUGCGAACGAUGCAGAAUUACCUAAACCGCAUGGCGAUGCUGCCAGUUCAAUCCUAGCAUCUCGGAGGCAGAAUGUAUCCUUACCAGCCUUCACCUUUCCCUCACCAACUCAGCGCACCUUUGGUUAUGGGUUGCAGAGCCCCGCCCCUAGCUUAUUGACACCGCCUUCAGGUAACGAUCACAUUGGCUCCGUAGACGGGAACAAUACAGUAAACCACAGUUUCUGGGCAAAUACUGCACCAUCCCAUGCAACCGCUUCUACAAAUUUCCCAUACGGUUCAGGAUCGUCAUCACAAUCUACAUAUACAACAGCGCCCUCAACUGCCUAUGCCAAUCGAGGGAUUGUUUCGCCUAUAAGCUCAAGCAACCGGGCCCAACCUUUAAGUCCUCACCACCAAGAUACAGUUCCAUCUUCGGCGGGUCAGCACCCUGGAUUCGAUAGCCACUCUUAUAACCCUACCCUUGCCGUUCCAAAUCCCCAAAGUCAUUCAUAUUCGCCAGGCUAUCCUUAUCCUACGCAGGCUCCUUUAACACCCGUGCCUCAAAAUGCAAUCGCUUCACCACACGAUGCCUACUCCUCCCCUCCCUCUUCGCUCCCACCACCUACUCCGUCAUCAGGGUAUUAUGCACAGCAUAGCCCGACAUAUCCAUAUCAUGGCCAUCCAAUUCCAGUUGGGCCUACCUCACCACCUGUAAACCGCCCAACUGCAUCUACACCCUUAUCUCAUCUUCACCCUCUUCAUGCAUCAAGCCCUCUAGCGCAUAACAGCUACCAACCUGCCCACCCUCGGUAUCUUACUGCAGGAAUGACAAAUAUGUAUGCCCAACACGGAGCAUCCAUCAUUGGGGGUCUAACCCCACAUCUCGCCGGGUCGGCUCUUCAGCAUUCACAUAUGCAUCCAUCGCAACAUGCUCCAGUACCUCAUCAAGAACGCCCAUUUCGAUGUGACCAAUGCCCUCAAAGCUUUAAUCGCAAUCAUGAUUUGAAGAGACAUAAGCGAAUCCAUCUCGCCGUCAAGCCUUUCCCAUGCCCAAAUUGCGAUAAAAGCUUCAGCCGAAAAGAUGCACUGAAGCGUCAUGUUCUCGUGAAGGGGUGCGGUAACGCAAGCGCUAGCUCUAAACCGGCCAGUACUGGAUCUUGA
This is a messenger RNA of Orbilia oligospora ATCC 24927, 1233 nucleotides long. RefSeq lists its product as uncharacterized. The transcript has 2 exons. NCBI's taxonomy places the organism in Eukaryota, Fungi, Ascomycota, Orbiliomycetes, Orbiliales, Orbiliaceae. The record is from RefSeq and is a predicted model, not a curated record. The coding region runs from base 1 to 1233 and encodes 410 amino acids.